Phlebotomus papatasi is the source of this 3247-nucleotide messenger RNA. RefSeq names its product frizzled-4 (gene fz4). Lineage: Eukaryota; Metazoa; Arthropoda; Insecta; Diptera; Psychodidae. Gene Ontology annotation, molecular function: Wnt receptor activity; Wnt-protein binding. Gene Ontology annotation, cellular component: plasma membrane. Bases 950 to 2716 code for a protein of 588 amino acids. The record is from RefSeq and is a predicted model, not a curated record. Gene Ontology annotation, biological process: canonical Wnt signaling pathway; non-canonical Wnt signaling pathway. The transcript has 7 exons.
UCAACCAAUGUAGACGCGGUUUUUUUUCUGGUGCGAGAUUUUUGAAUUUUUUAAUCGAAGGUGUUAGAUUUGUUUUAAAGUAACUUUUGAUACUCUUCCGGCCUUGGAAAACCCGUGAAAAUUGUGGCAAAUCCAUCGAUAAGGAUUUAUCUGGAGCAUUUGAGUGUUUUCUGUGACUAUCUCGAGUGGUUUUGAUCAAGCAAAAAAAAAAUAGACUCAUGGUAAAAAGCCAGCAGAGAAUUGUAAUCUAAACACCUCAAAUACCUUUCUCCCGUACGAGAGCUCUAAAGUCAGUGAUAAUAGACUCAGUGUUUGGAAUUUUGUGGCUAAAGGAGUUUAUUGAAAGUUUCAAAAUCUAUCCAUCUUUCGUCUCAGACUCGAUACCCAGAGACUUCCAACACCAAAUAUUUAUUCCUUUUCGUUAUUUAUGACAUGAAAACAUAUGUACCAGAAGUUGAGGAUUAGUGUUCUUUUCCCUUGGCUCUGGAAGUCUAACGAGUUUCGGAGUGAGAAGAUCUCUGUAGGCCCUCCAAGAGAUUUUAAAGAAGAAAAAGAAACGCUAAGAAAGAUGAAACAUGUGUAAAAAUUCCUCAAUGAAUGUUGGGAUAUAAUGAGCAGUUAAAUACAUAAUACACGUUCGACAUUAUUUAUAAAUAACAAUUAGAAACAAGUAAAACUUUUGACGGCACCAGAAAAAAUCUAAACAGAAUUCAUCCUGCGCAUUCUUUGCAUCAAAAUCCAAACAAUCAUCAUUUGGUGUCAUUGGCUAAAAUAUUGAACAAUAACUCUCUAUAAAUAAUUCUGUGGUAUUUAGUGUUUAGUGUGGCUCAAAUGAAACCCAAUGAAUAGCAAAAAGUGAAAGAAUUUCUAGUGUGAGGGAACGAAAAAAAAAGAAAAUAGUAAUUAAGAGAACAGUGGAAGAUUUCUUUGGAGUCACUGGAAGUUCACAAUGGCGACAUCUGACACUUGGAUGCUAAUGAGGAGCACUUGUCUCCUACUGCUGCUAAUUCAUCUGCCACAUGCCGCACAUGCCAAUCCCGAUAUCUCGAUGCGCACAUGUGAGCCCAUCCGAAUAGAACUUUGUCGUGGGAUUGGCUACAAUGAGACCUCAAUGCCCAAUUUGGUGGGUCAUGAGAUACAAACUGAUGCAGAUUUUACCCUUCAGACCUUUUCGCCCUUAAUUCAGUACGGUUGCAGUGCCCAGUUGCAUUUUUUCCUCUGUGCAGCAUAUGUUCCUAUGUGCACCCCGAAGGUCCCUGUUCCUAUUGGCCCCUGUAGGGGUCUGUGUGAAACGACCCGGGCACGAUGCCUUCCGGUCCUUCAGGGCUUUGGGUUUCCCUGGCCAAGUGCCCUGGAAUGCAGUAGAUUCCCCGAAGAGAACAACCAUGAACAUAUGUGCAUGGAAGGUCCUGGAGAACCUAGCGAUGGCCUACCUCCUCCCACGUCAAAAAUCAAGUCCCAUGUGUCCAAUUGCCAAGAUCUAGUCAAGUCCCAUCUCUAUGCCAGACUCAAUAGAACAGGGAAGUGUGCUCCUCUGUGUGAGGCUGAUAUCCUUUUUGAUGCCCAAGAGAAGCACCUAGCUGAAGUCUGGGUGACAGCCUGGAGUGUGGCUGCCCUGCUAACUGCCAUUGUUGCCACUCUCUGUUUGAUCUUUACGGACACGAAAUGGGACAAAAUCUUUAUGCCCCUGGUCACUUGUCAUUUGUUAGUUGCGGUAGGAUGGAGUGUUAGGUGGUUGGCCAAGAGGAAUCCUACUGCCUGCGGUUACGAUCCGCAACUUCCCGGAGUUUCGCUACUCCUCACCGACGGACUCUCCAAUGCACCUUGUGCAGGUACCUUCCUGCUAAGGUACUACUUCGGGAUGGCAGCUGGAGUCUGGUGGGCAAUUCUCUGCUUUUACUGGCAUUUGGCGGUCCGGAGGACUCGCAUGGAGAACCUCACUGAGCGUCCUGGACAGCCAAAGUUCCGAACUGAUUCCUACUCAUCUCUCACUCAACUCACAGCUUGGGGUGUUCCUGCUCUUCAAACUGUGGCAGUUCUUGUGUCGAGAUUCGUGGAUGCCGAUGAAUUGCUGGGUGCUUGUUACGUUGGCAAUCAAUCGGAUCGCGCCCUCAGACUUCUCGUGGCGAUGCCUUUAUUCUGCUGUUGGUGUUCUGGCUCUGUGAAUCUCUUUGUUGGAUACUUGAUGAGGCGUCGGAAACCGGACAUUCCGCCACUGAGACCAAUGCCUGAACACAUGGACGGAAUGGGGAGAUUCCUCUUUGUCUACUGCAUCCCCAGCGGACUCCUCAUGAUCGCCGUUUUCUACGAAUUUGCCAACAGGGAUCUCUGGCUCAAUGUACAGCCUUCCAUGGAACCUCAAGCCGCCAUCAAAGCACCAAUGUGGCCCUUCAUGAUGAAAGCCUUCAUGGAGCUGCUCCUGGGCGUCUUGGCAUCUUCCUGGGCUCUCGGACCUCGUGCUGUGACCAUGUGGAAGAACCACUUUGGUCACAAGUGCAAACAGACUCCGCAGAAGUUCCCAACGGCUCAGCCAAUCUACCCUGCAGCCUCCUAUCAGAUCGUCUGCCCGCAGAACUCGAUGAUCUCCUCAGCCACAGGAAGUCUUCCCCGGCAUGGCCGGAAGUAUCCCUCUCAUGCCGUCCGGAAGCAGCAACGGAUGUACAAAACCUCCGUGUCGCAGUCACGCAGUUUGACCGGCAACGAGACGGUCUUCUGACCCCAAAAUUGAGCCACUUGGACACCCUGUGAUAUGCCCGUGGCUUCAAUUUCUGCAACUGAAGCCACGGGGGAUGCUUUAAGGACGCACAAGGACGAAGCCUUGUGGAAAACAUUUGAGUCAGAAAGUUAAUUUAUCGAGCAGAAGUACUUAAAUUUAGUUGGGGAAAAAGGGGAUGACUUCCUGUACAAUAAGAACUUUAGAUGAAUCCACCGCCAAAAUCUAAACACUGUCCGGAAAGAUUUUCAACAGAAGUGCCUUUGUUAAUCUACUCAGUGAACAGAUGGGACUGUUAAAAUAUAAUUUAGGGUAGAUUUUAGGGAUAUUUCGGGGGAGUUUAGGUGCUUCCUGAAUGUAUUUAUUUGUUUAGAAUUUAGAUUUUAGGUGUUAUAAAGUACUUUUCUGCUUUACUGUAUUUUUUUCUCCUCUAAAUGACUUCAAAUUGUUAGUGCCAUUGUACAUUUACUUAAUGUAAUUUCUUGUGAUAUUAUAUUAAUAUCUGAUGAGAAUAAAAAAUUAUUUGUAGAAUUA